ACGAGCCACUGCCCCUCAAAACCCGUCAACACCCCCGACAAUGGCUCCGUUCCCGUCCAACCAGACCCAGGACGUCCAAGUGCCGCAGCCGUUCGAGGACGUCGACGGCAAGCACGAGGCCAGCUACAACGACAUGCCGUUGACGCCCAAGGCCGCCGCCCCCGCUAAGCUGCAGCGGCUGUCUCGCUUCGCCGUACAGAGCGUGCAUCUGCGCGAGUGCUUCGCCGAGUUCUUGGGCACCUUCGUCAUGAUCCUCUUCGGCAUGGGCGUCAACAACCAAGUGACCAACUCGGAGGAGAAGAACGGCACGUGGCUCAGCAUCAACAUGUGCUGGGGCAUCGGCGUGCUCAUCGGUGUGUACUGCACGGAAGGCAUCAGUGGUGCACACCUGAACACGGCCGUGACACUCGCGCACUGCGUCUAUGGUCGUCUGCCGUGGUGGAAGGCUCCGGGCUACAUGAUCUCACAGGUUCUUGGGGCCUUCGUCGGUGCCUUUGUCAUCUACGUCAUGCAGUACCAGAACCUGAACGUCAUCGACCCGAACCGCGAGACCACGCAGAGCAGCUUCUCCACGUACCCGAGCGACAACAUCUCCAACUACACGGCCUUCUACACUGAAGUGGUCGGUACGGCCAUGCUGCUGCUCGGCAUCUACGCCAUUACGGACCAGAAGAACCGCCCGGCCGGACCUGUGGGCGCUCCGUUCGCCUUCUGCCUGUUGAUCAUGGCUCUGGGCAUGUGCAUUGGCAUGAACACGGGCUACGCCAUCAACCCGGCGCGCGACUUCGGCCCUCGCCUGUUCACGAGCAUCGCUGGCUGGGGCUCCAAGGUCUUCACCCUGCGCGACCACUACUUCUGGAUCCCCAUCGUGGGCCCGCUGAUCGGCGGUGUUAUCGGCGCCGGACUGUACAUUCUGCUCGUGGAGAUCCACCACCCGCCGCAGACGCUCCCUUAAGGAGAAGACCAGCGCUCAACGACGACCAAGAAGGGGUCGACGCACGAGCUCCAAGUAGUAGUCAGUGUUGUGGUCGAGCUCGAGCCUUCGUGGCUUUCAUAAAAUAACGAUAUAUAUACUAUGCGUUUACGUG
Molecule: messenger RNA, 1088 nt
Organism: Phytophthora sojae
Lineage: Eukaryota; Oomycota; Peronosporomycetes; Peronosporales; Peronosporaceae
Exons: 1
Coding region: 41-955 (304 amino acids)
Biological process (GO): water transport; glycerol transmembrane transport
Cellular component (GO): plasma membrane
Molecular function (GO): water channel activity; glycerol channel activity
Source: RefSeq, a predicted model, not a curated record